AUGGAAAUUGAUUUUGCUCCCUUACAUAAUCCAACAUUAUUUGGUUCAUUAUCUGUCUCACCACCAGCAUCAAUGUUCGAUUCAUUAUCACCAUUAUUACAAUUAAAUGAUGAUUUUCUUGAUAUAUUAAAUCCAACAAAUGAUAGUAUUGAUGAUGAUGAUCUUGAAGAUUGGAUGAAACCAUUAUUAUUUGAUCAAUUAUUUGAACAUGAAUUACAACAAAAUCUUUUUAAUUUAAAUGAUAUUGAUAUAAAACAAGAAGAUGAAAAAACAAAAUUUAAUAAUUAUUCAGUUAUUUUAUCAGAUAAAUUAAAUAAUUAUUCUCAAUCGCAGCAAAUCAAUCGAGAGAAUGAAUUUCUUGAUUUUUUUUCUCAUAAAACUUCUGAACAACAAUUACCAUCAACAACAACGACAACAGUUCGUUUAAUACAUCAACCUAAAAUUGAACCAUCUGAAAUGCCAACAACAUUAUAUGUUAGUGGUAAUGAAUAUCAAUUUCAUCCAAUUGUUACAACAAAUAAUAAUAGUAAUAAUAAUAAUGGAAAAACAAUCGGUCAUACUUAUACAACAACAACAUCAUCACCAAUCCCGUCAGUACCAAUCGUACCAGCACGAGUAUUAAAAGGAAAAAAAUUCAAACGUGGUGGUCGAGUUACUUCUCGAGCGACGUCAAGAAACAGUGCAGCUUCUAAACGACGAUUAAAUUCGACAGCAGCAGAACCUAAAGCCAGUGUUGUUAUAAUUGCUGAAGAUGCUACUCGAAUUGAUUCUAAGACAACUACAUUAGGAUUAAGUUCAACUAGUAAUAGUGAUACAGAUCUAUUAAAAUCUUCUCCAACAACUUCAACACGUUCAUCAACACGUCGUCGUGUUAAAUCAUCACCACGUGAAGUGAUUCUAUUUCGUAAUGGUACAUUUGUAUCCAAAGAACCUAUCUCAAAACAACAACAAACAUCAACAACAUUAUGUUUUGAAACUACAACAACAUCAAAUAAUAAUUGUCCACCACAACCUCCACCAUUACAUCAACAACAAAUAACAGCAACUGGUUUACAAGCUGCUGCACAAAUUGUUGCUUGUAAUGUUCUCCGACAAGCAACAUUAAACGAUGCUUUGAUCGAACAAUUGAUUAAACGUGAACCAUCAAAUGCAGAUGAUGAUAUUCCAAUAUAUUGUUAUUCAAGUCCAUCAUUAUCCUCAUCAUCCUGUACAAUGACAACAGCACUGGAUGAAUAUGAAAAUAGUUGUUCAACAACCUUGAAAAUUCUUGGUUGCAAUACAACAGCACCAAUGCCACCAACAAAUACAACUACAACAACAACAAUUGAAUUACUUACAUUUGCUGCUUUACAACAGCAGCAACACCAAUAUCAUCAACAACAACAAUUUUGUUAUAUUAAACAAGAACCAAUAACAACUACAACAACAACAACUACGUUUCUACUACCACGUUUACUUCCACAGUGA
Adineta steineri is the source of this 1467-nucleotide messenger RNA. NCBI's taxonomy places the organism in Eukaryota, Metazoa, Rotifera, Eurotatoria, Adinetida, Adinetidae. The record is from the annotation of a GenBank genome assembly.